GAAAAAAACGUGUUAAAACUCGAACUUUUUUUUUUCGCGCCAGUAAAAGUAUAAAAUUCUAGCAUUUUACCUAUUUAGCACCUAACCCAGCAAAGCAAGCAGCUUGGGCACCUUCGCGCAAAAAAAAAAAAAAAAGAAAGUGUUAUACCCCUGAAUUAGCAGAUAUUUGUUAGCCAAAUAAAAAACGGAAAGGAGACACAGAAAAAGAAACAGAAAAGAAAAGAGAAUAUGAAGGUCCUAAGCCUAAAUUUCCUGACCUGCGCCGUCAAGGCAUGCAAGAGCAGCUCGGACUCGUACCCGCUGCACCCCAAGGACGCCGAGCUGGUGCAGGACGACGUCGAGGUCAACGCCCAGCUCUUGAUCAACCUGCUGCCGCGCAUUGACUGGACUGCGCUGUCGACGACUGCUAGCGAGCUCGGCUUCCCAGCCCUACCCCCGCAGCCGCCGUCGGCAGAGGACCUGCAGGCGGACGCGAAGACGCUGCAGGACCUGCACCACCUGCUGGUGCAGACGCAGAUCAUGGAGGGCAAGCUCGUGUGCGCCAGCUGCGGCCACGAGUACGCCGUGCGCGAGGGGAUUGCGAAUUUCCUGCUGCCUAGUCAUUUGGUGUGAAUGGAUUUCGAGGGAAGGGG
This is a messenger RNA of Hypoxylon fragiforme, 632 nucleotides long. Its product is annotated as trm112p-like protein. NCBI's taxonomy places the organism in Eukaryota, Fungi, Ascomycota, Sordariomycetes, Xylariales, Hypoxylaceae. The record is from RefSeq and is a predicted model, not a curated record. The coding region runs from base 229 to 612 and encodes 127 amino acids. The transcript has 2 exons. Gene Ontology annotation, biological process: rRNA (guanine-N7)-methylation; tRNA methylation; peptidyl-glutamine methylation. Gene Ontology annotation, molecular function: protein heterodimerization activity.